Molecule: messenger RNA, 3449 nt
Organism: Cuscuta epithymum
Lineage: Eukaryota; Viridiplantae; Streptophyta; Magnoliopsida; Solanales; Convolvulaceae
Source: the annotation of a GenBank genome assembly
GGAAUUACAAAGAAUAACAUGUCAUGGUUAACUAUAUGUACAAAAGGAAGCUCUCAUUCAAGUCACAUUGACAGUUUUCAAGCGUAACAACCAUGAUACACCUCAUGAGAAAAAUCACAAAUAACAAUCAUAAAUCAAUCACUCGAGUCGCAGUUGGAGCCAUAGUAGGAGGGUCUUCACUCAUAUACUACGCCUCCAAUGUUUCAGUUCUCAAUCCAUCACAACACAUGUUGAGAUGCAAAUGGAGUAAUAUGCAAGACCAAGACUUGUUCUACCCUGCAUUCUCUCAUUCGGGAGCUUCACAAAAUAGCAACUGGUUUCUUCCAUUUUUCAUUUCAAGAACAAGUUUUGACGCAUCACCAUCAUCAUCAACAUCAUCAUCAUCAUCAUCAUCACCACCACCACCACCACCACCUCCGCUGCCGCCGCUACCACCACCACCACCAUCAUCAUUUGAUAUAAAGAAAAAAAUAUCCCUGGCGGUUCAUGGUGGUGGUAGUACAAAACACUACCCCCGUAGUAAGUGUCUCACUCGAAAUACAAUUGCCAAUGCAGCUGCAAGUGUUAAUCCUGCUGUAGUGACUAUCAAUUUCCGAGAAAAACGCGGAUGUCUCCCUCUCCGUAGGGUUUGGUGUAUCCCGCCGUUCGCGUGCGGGUUCUCCCUCUUCGUAGGGCUUGAGCAUGCAUCGGGAUCGAAGGAGGACGAUUGCAGAUGGAGAUGACUGGCAUCGAGAUUGAAGGAGGUCGAUUGCAAAGGAUUGGCAAUCGGCGAAGUGAGGCUAUAACGAUGGGCAAAUUCCAAGAGCAGAUCAGCGGUGAACAAAAGGACAAAGACGAAUUGGCGAUUGAUGAUGAUGAAGAAGAGGCGGUCGAGUCGGAGGAAAACCACUUUGGUGCGACAAUAAUCGUUGUGAUGGCCCGGCCUCCUCCAGAACCACCGCCAAGGGUUGAUCGCCGCGUUUUGGAGUUUGCUUAUUUAUUUUUCUGCAUUUUAAUUUUCACGUUAAGACGUUUGUGUUUUGUUGUUAUUUUAUUUCAUGCUGUUAGACUUUUGCACUUGGUUUGGGGGAUGAGAGGCAUGCGGUAAUCGUCGUUGGCUUUAAUUUGCCCAAGUUAGGUCUAGCGAGUUAUAUUGCUUUGUCCAAGGUGAUUAACUCAGAGUGUCGACCAAUGGCGGAUGGUUACAUGUGGUCCUUACGCUAUCUUUCAUCCCGGCUGAAUGCUAUUUUAUCAAUAUAAGCACCCUUCGUUAAAAAAAAACUAGGCCCGCAAGAGUGACUUCUUUAUUCCAAAAGGUUGAAUCCCCAAUCCUAAAGGUCCCCCGCCCCGACAUGACAUAUGUAAGGUUGUAAAUCACAACGAUCCAGUAAGCCCAACAGUGGUAGACUUUAUAUCCGUGCGCAACUGAGGUUUAUCCUAGCACACAGGCCGGAGCUGUAACCUCCACACAACUGUUGCGGAUUUUGAUCCUCGGUCAUUCUUCCAACUUUCUUAUUACUCGACCAAAUGGGCUACCCGUGCAGAUACAUUGACUUCUUUAUAUAGAGAGCAUUAAGGUGGAAUUAUUCCUGUGAGAAAAUGAAACUAGCUUAUUUAAAAAGUAAAAAAAAUAAUAAAAAUCAUAAAACCUUUUCCCACUUGAAUCUCACCUAAUUUCGCUUAGACUUUUAAGGCUUGAAAAUUGAUCAUGUCACUUUAUCAUGUCUUACGCUUUUUAGAACAUUGAUGACAUAUAAAAUUUCAUUUCCAUGUUUCAUUGGACUUUUGGAGAGGGAGCUUAAGGAGAUGGAUGAAGAAAAAAAUAGAUGGAUAGAUGAAGAGUCCGUUUGGUAAUAGCCAAAUCGGCUGUAUUGGUUGGUUCCGCUGAAAUUUAUGAAGUUCUGGCUGAUGUGGUUGUAUUGGCUGAUUCUACUGAUUUGAGAAAAAAAAAAAUUAAAAUACAUUUUAUUAAUAAAAUAAAGAAAAAUUAUAUGAAAAAAUAGCUAAAAUUGCCCUCUACAAUAAAUUCAGCCAAUACAGCCAGAAAAGUAACUUCAGCCUUACCUUUUCUUAUUAUCAUACGAUUCAACCUGUAAAAUCAAAAGUUGACUUGAAAUAUAUAUAAAAAAGCGUUUCUCGGCUUUUGGCUUAAAAAAGCUAAAAUUAGUUAUUUCAUGUGACAACUUCUACUUAAAAAGCGUUUCUCGGCUUUUGUGCAAAAAACACUUAUUUACCAAACACUGCCAACUUUUACUUUUCAAAAUAACUUUUUUCUCAAACACUAUCAACUUUUACUACUAAUCACUUUUUCCAAAAUCACUUCCAAAAGUGCUUUUUUUAAGCAGAAGCAGUUCUAAACACUCCCUUACAAGCCUGAAAAGCCAAAAAUCAUGCCUACUAAAGGGGCACGAAAAGUAUCCGCUCAUAUCUUGUUGUAGAUUUUGGGGUUGUUUGGUAAAUGACGUUUCAACCAAAAAAUGGCGGUUUGACCACUUUUAGCGUUUUCGAUGAGUGAAAACAUUGUUUGGGAAAUAGUGGUUCGACACUAGCAUUUUUGGACGGAACCCGCCAAUUUUAUCCCGUUGGUCAAACCCGCUGGUUGAAUCCACUAUUAACAACCCGCUAGCAUAACCCGUUAACCGCUAAAUGCCAAAAACGCCCUUUUAUCUCACAUUUGUCUCGCUUAUUACUUUCUGGUUGAUUGACUUAGUGAUUUGCGUUUGAAAGGUUCUCAAGGAUCUGGUACAAUCAUUGACAAAGAUGGAACCAUAUUAACUGCUGCUCACGUGUUGUUCGAUAGCUCUCCCGGGUCGAGCCUCGUCCAAAGGCCCGGUUUGAUUUAUGUGACAACACAAGAUGGUCGAACUUUUGUGGGUUUAGUGGAAAUAGUUGAUUCUGAGUUGGAUAUUGCUAUUUUAAAGAUACAAUCCGAAACUCCAUUUCCAUAUGCAAAACUUGGUACUUCAGCAGAGCUUCGUCCUGGAGACUGGGUGAUAGCCAUCGGUAGUCCAUGUUUCCUAAACAAUACCAUUACAUUAGGCAUUGUAAGUUGUGUCAAUCGUAAAGGCAAUGAUACUGGGAUAAGUACAGAGUAUAUACAGGCUGAUUGUUCUGUGAAUCCGGGGAAUUCUGGAGGACCUCUUGUAAAUAUAGAUGGAGAAGUUGUAGGUGUCAGUGUUUGGAAAUUUGCAACGAGUAAAUAUUCAAAUGAAGUAUUAGCAACUCAGGGUCUGGGAUUUUACGUGCCAAUUGAUUCAGUCUCUAAGAUCAUGGUUGAGAACUCCACGCGAAAAGGAUAUUGAUCAUAAAAAAUUUUAGUAUCAACAUAUAAUUUAUGUAUGUAUGCGUGUAUGUAUUUAUGUAUGUACAACUAUCUUUGGUACUUUUUGUGCGAAAAAAGGUAAAACAUACGAAGUAUAUGGAUAACUAUUUCAAAUAUGUUAAAAUAGUGUACACAUUGAAUCAACCAA